CUUCCAGGUGUCAGCUCACAUAUGGAUGAUGAAUACAAAUGGGCUGGAGUUGAAGAUCCAAAAGUCAUGGUGACCACAUCCAGAGAUCCAAGUUCCAGACUCAAAAUGUUUGCUAAGGAGGUCAAGCUGAUGUUUCCCGGAGCUCAACGCAUGAACAGAGGAAACCAUGAGAUUGAUGCACUGGUGAGAGCGUGCAAAGCCAACAACGUUACUGACCUCGUCAUCAUCCAUGAAACCAGAGGACAGCCAGAUGGCCUAGUGGUGUGCCACCUGCCAUUUGGACCCACAGCUUAUUUCACGCUUUAUAAUGUGGUAAUGAGGCAUGAUGUCCCGGACAUAGGCACCAUGUCUGAAGCCUACCCACAUCUCAUCUUUCACAACUUCACCUCACGGCUUGGCAAGCGGGUAUCCAAUAUCCUCAAGUAUCUUUUUCCAGUACCAAAAGAGGACAGUAGGCGAGUUAUAACUUUUGCCAACCAAGAAGACUUCAUCUCUUUUCGACAUCACACUUACAAGAAAAAAGACCACAAAAACAUAGAAAUGACAGAAGUUGGGCCCAGGUUUGAAAUGAAAUUAUACAUGAUCAAACUGGGUACCCUGGAAAAUGAAGACACUGCAGAUGUUGAGUGGCGACACCACACAUAUACGCACACGUCAAAGAAAAGAAGAUUUCUCAGUGUUCAGUAG
Molecule: messenger RNA, 687 nt
Organism: Nerophis lumbriciformis (worm pipefish)
Lineage: Eukaryota; Metazoa; Chordata; Actinopteri; Syngnathiformes; Syngnathidae
Source: RefSeq, a predicted model, not a curated record